CUUUGUCGUCCUCCUCCUCGUCGACUAGUCUAGUUCACUGUCUAACUACUAGUUAGUUAGUCUCCAUCGCCCCUCUCAAGUCUCUCCUAAAGCUGCUGGCUGCUUAAAUCUUUCUGCUUCAGCUUCUCAGACCUCGUCCUUCAUCCUCUUCUACUCCUCCGCCUCCUUUUUCGUUUGUUAAACUCCCCUCGUCGCUUCAAUGCUUCAAGUACCUGUUCGGGAGCACUCCAACGUGGCCUCCACAAAGGCCGUGAUCUUGGUCGGUGGUCCGUCCAGAGGAACUCGGUUCAGGCCUCUGUCUCUCGAUGUGCCUAAGCCCUUAUUCGAAGUCGCCGGACACCCUAUUAUUCAUCACUGCUUGAAAGCCCUUGCGAAGAUCCCCGAUAUUCGCGAAGUUAUCCUCGUCGGUUAUUAUGACGAAACGGUCUUCCGUGAUUUUAUCAAGGACUCCGCCAAGGAGUUCCCUCAGUUUAAGAUUCAAUACCUGCGCGAAUACACGGCUCUGGGUACCGCCGGUGGUCUCUACCACUUCCGCGAUGCCAUUCUCAAGGGAAAGCCCGAGCGCUUCUUCGUCCUGAACGCCGAUGUCUGCUGCUCAUUCCCGCUCGGAGAGAUGCUCAAGCUGUUCGAGGAGAAGGAUGCGGAGGCCGUCAUUCUCGGAACCCGGGUCAACAACGAUGCUGCCACCAACUUCGGUUGCAUCGUGUCCGAUGCGCACACCAAGCGCGUGCUGCACUACGUCGAGAAACCCGAGUCGCACAUCUCCAACCUCAUCAACUGCGGUGUCUACCUCUUCGCCACCGAAUGCAUCUUCCCCUCAAUCCGCAGCGCCAUCAAGCGUCGCACCACCCGGCCCCGCCUGCUCUCAUACCCUUCGUCUGAGAACCUGGAAUCCUCGUUCGUCGCGGCCGAGGACGACGCUGAGAAGAGCGAAGUCCUCCGUCUCGAACAGGACAUCCUGUCCGAUCUGGCCGACAGCAACCGCUUCUUCGUCCACGAGACCAAGGACUUCUGGCGCCAGAUCAAGACCGCCGGGUCCGCGGUUCCCGCGAAUGCUUUGUACCUCCAAAAGGCCUUCCAGGCUCAGUCCGAAGAGCUCACCCCACCUUCCGCCUCCAUUGUGCCCCCCGUUUACAUCCACCCCUCUGCCACCGUCGACCCCACCGCCAAGCUCGGCCCCAACGUCUCCAUCGGACCCCGUGUCGUCGUGGGCGCUGGUGCUCGUAUCAAGGAUUCGAUUGUGCUGGAAGAUGCCGAGAUUAAGCACGACGCUUGCGUGCUGCACUCGAUCAUCGGCUGGAGCGGUCGCGUUGGCGCCUGGGCCCGUGUGGAGGGUACGCCAGUCCCGAUGGCCAGCCACUCGACCAGCAUCAUCAAGCACGGCGUCAAGGUUCAGAGCAUCACCAUCCUGGGCAAGGAGUGUGCUGUGGGCGAUGAGGUGCGCGUCCAGAACUGUGUCUGUCUGCCUUACAAGGAACUGAAGCGCGACGUCGCCAACGAAGUUAUUAUGUAGAAAGUCGGCCCUGCGCUUGGAAAUCUGGAACGUAACGUGUGAACGGAUUUUGUCUCAGAUGCUUUUCAUGAAAUGCUUCUCCUAUCGCUGCCAUGCUCUUCUUGGUUACACUUUAAUGAUCGAUUGAUUUUUCUUUCCUGGCCUUCGAUUGCGGACUUCUUAUCUCGCUUCAGCAAAUUCUUUAGAGCUAGUGUUCGUGCUUAGAAUGAACGGGGCAUGGGUAUGGAUUGUAUGCCCGCC
Molecule: messenger RNA, 1753 nt
Organism: Aspergillus brunneoviolaceus CBS 621.78
Lineage: Eukaryota; Fungi; Ascomycota; Eurotiomycetes; Eurotiales; Aspergillaceae
Product: mannose-1-phosphate guanylyltransferase
Exons: 4
Coding region: 200-1513 (437 amino acids)
Biological process (GO): biosynthetic process
Cellular component (GO): cytoplasm
Molecular function (GO): transferase activity
Source: RefSeq, a predicted model, not a curated record